GUUACAAUCGCGUUCGGAGUCACACGUCGCGCGACGCUUGUCAUUUUCGCCACGAUCGUGACUAGAAACAAUGUAAACCCGCUUUAAAAGUACCCCGUUCUAUCCUUACUUGUACAAAAACAGCGUAAAAGUCGAAUUGUCAUCUAUAAAUUCAUCAGUAGUAGUGCGUUGGACUAUAAUUUUUAUGGUCCAAACUUGUGUUGCAAUUUUUGUUGUUGGUUUAAAAGUUUCGUACUCAUUGUUCACUAUCGCUCGGAAAACCUGGUUCAGUGUUGUAAACGGUGUCUUUUUGUUGGUUUGUGUCAAAUUGGAUUCUAGUUCGGCAUUGAACUUGUUUAUUUUUGGAGUUCGCUCGCAGUUUGGAAGGCGCGCGAGUUUAGCAGUUUGGAGCGAAGCUGGCGCCGUGAGCCAUGGACUCAGAGAGCCGAAGCGAGUCGGCUCUGAAUAGUCCGACAGAGCCGGAUGUCUCGUUGGCGGCAUCCCUCACCGACCCUCUUGAAGCCCACACCUUAGAUGAAGCUAGGAGGACUAUAAGAGACCUCCGUAUGAAGUACCGAGCGCAAGCGCAUCAACUGUUGACAUGGCGACGCGCUCACCGCACCCAAGAAGAGCUCGUGUCCCGUCUACAACGGGAAAAAGCUGAGCAACUGAAGUCACUCUCCAGCCAGCUUUUGCUCUUCGAGUCAAGACUCGUACGCAAGCAGAAAGAAAUCACCAACAUGCUUGCCCUUAGGGAAACUAUCAUCAUGAAACAGCAGAAGGUUAUAGAGUCCCUGCAAGCCAAGUUACUCGACAACGGCAUAGACACUUCUCAAACCAUACCAGAUUUCAGAGAUAUGCUUCAAGACACACACAUCACUGGAGACUUCGAUUCUCUGAAUGACUCUGACUCAGCUGUGAUAAUGGAAGAUGUGGAUUCAGAUUGCAGUAACCUCCCACAUAUACCUAGAUUCAGGUCAGCGAACCCUGACAGUGUGACUAUAGUUAGAUCCAUUUCAGAUGCUAUAGACCCUAAUUUAAAAUAUAACGUUGUUAGGCGGCCUAACGGUUUUCUGCGACGACCAGAGAUAUUGGAAACUGUUUACAGCGUUGAAGAGGAAGCUGAUGGUGAUUCUACAAAAGGAUUAAGUGCUCAAAGUAGCACUGAGAAGGAUUUCAAGGACGCCAAUAAAACUGAUGAAGAAAAAUUCAAAGAAACCAGUAUCCACGCGCAGAGUCGACGGGAUAACUUCAGGAUGAGGAGCGUGGUGUUGACAGCUGAAGUUAAAAGCAUAGAUGGAGAAAAAGAUCUCAAACCUAAAGCCACUAAAAAUGUGUGGUCAUAUAGUUAUGUGCCAAAAAGAAUGACUCCCGCCAACGAUUCUGACGAAGAAGCCACUUCUAACCCUGACAGCGACGAAGCUGAACAGGAGCCUAGGUCGAAUCACGUCGUGACAUACAAUAGGGUGAUGUCAAAUCACAGGAACGUGACUAAACCUAAGGAUGUGAAGUAUAAGAGAAUAAAUAAGGCGAAGUCGAAAAGUUUGGAGGAACUGCGGGGAAGAUUAAAGAAUUGGGUGGAGAAGGGCAAUAAAUUGUCAAAUAUACCGCUCGAACACGCGCAGAGUUAUGCCUGAACAACUUUAUUGAAGUUCCUUUAAUUAAGUUCACGUGUGAAAUGCUCUGGAAGUUUUGAGAUGGAUCGAGUCAAAUAUGAAUCUUAAUUACUUGAGUGUGUAGUACUUUCAAAUUCCACUUUUAACGUAUAUUACUUUCAAUUUUUUCGAAUAACAUCACAAAUUCUAAUGCAAUCACACGCAAGUUAACGUACCUUUUUAAAAUUAGGUAGUCAAAUUAACAGCUUUAUAUUGAUGGAGGCAAAUGUGUAGUUAUCUAUUCUUGAUACUGAUCUAUUGUAAAUAGUUAUUUCUAUAUAUUGUUACGAUUUGUGCAAGUUAAUAAUUGUAAGAUUGGUAGGAGUAAUUUCAUUGUUUGUUUUUUUAGCUUCCUUUUUGAUUUCUUCAGUUUAAUUCAAAAUGAGAUUGGAAAAUUCUAUGAGGCUACUUGACUGUUGCUGAAUUUUUCUAUGAACGUUAGUAAUUUCAGUAAUUUACUAAAACUCCGGAAAUAUUAACUUUUAUAUUAAAAUCAUUUCGUUAUCUUUUAAUAUUAAAAUAAAAUUUUGGUUAUCUAUUCACGUUUGCAAGAGACAGAUAAUAAAAAAACGUCUUUCGGUUUUUCGCGGGGAAUUUGUAUACAUGUUUGGUUAGGUAGUAUUUUGAUUUAUCUGUCUGGAUUUUAUUAAGUGUUUUCUAGAACUAUUGUUUUUCUAACGGGGCUGACGUGA
Hyposmocoma kahamanoa is the source of this 2326-nucleotide messenger RNA. RefSeq lists its product as uncharacterized. Bases 411 to 1616 code for a protein of 401 amino acids. The transcript has 4 exons. The record is from RefSeq and is a predicted model, not a curated record. Lineage: Eukaryota; Metazoa; Arthropoda; Insecta; Lepidoptera; Cosmopterigidae.